Messenger RNA from Monopterus albus (swamp eel), 3136 nucleotides. RefSeq names its product cAMP responsive element binding protein 3-like 4 (gene creb3l4). Lineage: Eukaryota; Metazoa; Chordata; Actinopteri; Synbranchiformes; Synbranchidae. Bases 345 to 1637 code for a protein of 430 amino acids. The transcript is spliced from 10 exons. Gene Ontology annotation, molecular function: RNA polymerase II cis-regulatory region sequence-specific DNA binding; DNA-binding transcription factor activity, RNA polymerase II-specific. The record is from RefSeq and is a predicted model, not a curated record. Gene Ontology annotation, cellular component: nucleus. Gene Ontology annotation, biological process: regulation of transcription by RNA polymerase II.
CUUCAAAACUGUAGCCUAGUUCAGUACUUUCAGAAUCUACUCGCGAGUGUUGGGAUCUAACGCUAAGCUAUAGAGAAGCGAGGAAGAGGCGCAGCAGACAAACAGCAGAGGGCAGAGAAACACCAGCGCAACGUCUUCUCGGAAGGACACGGAGACGAGGACGCUGCAGAAGAAGAAGAAGCGGAGGAGUUGGAAGAGGAGGAAGAGGACUGGUUUCAGGCUUUGGACUGGACUCCUGCGGGCUUCAGAAGCAGCGUGUCGCGGUGUGUCCUGCGGUCCGUGAGCCGCUGUGUGAUGAAGACCCGGAGGCUCUGACCCGGACCAGCCUGGCUUCUCUCACAGUGAUGGAUGCAGAGAGCGGGGAGCUGUUUCUCGGCGGUGAUGGCGUGGUGGCGGCCGACAGCUGGCAGCUCGACCAGCUCGUCUUUAGCAGUUCAGAGAAACCCCUGCAGGAUUGGGUGGUGGAGCCCGACUGCACGCUGAACGACAGCGAGUCAGAGGACGUCCUCCACGGUGUCGACCCAAACGAGGUGUUUCCCAGCGCGCCGCCGGCAGACCCCUCAUCAGAGAGUGACAGCGGCAUCUCUGAGGAUCCUGUCGUUGAGAGUCCUGUCACCAUGGUGACCGCAGCGACCACUCAGCCGACCCCGGCCACUGUCUACCGGGUGGUUUAUGACAUCAGCGGGCUGGGAGGUAUGAACACGGAUCCUGGACAAGAAAACGUCAUUUCCAUUGAGCUUGAUGAGUGGAGCUCUCAGGUGCUGUUUUCAGACUCGUGCAUCGUUAAUGAGCUGCCACUGGUUUCUGCAGCUCGCCUCGAUGGCGGUGUGGACGCCAUCGAUCCUCCCAGCCCUGAUGCUGAUCUGCUGUACCCAGAGCUCCAUCUGACUGAGGAGGAACAGAAGCUGCUGACUCAGGAAGGAAUCUCUCUGCCCAGCAACCUUCCUCUCACCAAGGCUGAGGAAAGAAUCCUGAAGAAGGUUCGGAGGAAAAUUCGCAACAAGCAGUCUGCUCAGGACAGCCGCCGCAGGAGGAAGGAGUACGUUGACGGACUGGAGAGCAGGGCAGCAGCCUGCUCCGUGCAGAACAAGGAGCUGCAAAGGACGGUGGAGCGGCUAGAGAAACAUAAUAUGUCUCUGCUGGCUCAGCUCCGACAGCUCCAGUCCCUGAUCAAACAGACGGCCAGUAAAGGAGCACAGACCAGCACCUGCUUACUGAUUAUUCUGAUCUCUCUGGGUCUGAUCAUCUUGCCGAGCUUCAGUCCGUUCAACCGCCACUUGUCUACAGACGACGACUACAGACCCAGAGGAGUUAUUUCCAGAAACAUCCUGACAGACCCCUCGUCCUCACAGCCAACAGCGGACGAGGUCGAGAGUCCGGCUGUCCAGUCUGGCUCCUCGCCGCUGUCCUCUGAUCUUGGCCAAUCAGGACCUCCAGAGGGCGCCACUGUGCCCCAAGAACCAAUAGAAAACCCUGAAAAUACAGCCUUUGACAGUAUAGCCCAAGGGGGGACCCAGUCAGGGAACAGCUCAGCUCUUGUCGCCGGACAGACUGACCCACUGGCCCUUGGUGUAAGGUCGAAGGCAGGAAAAGGAAGUCAUGAGCCGGCCAAAUCUGCACAUGCUGAUGAGAUGUAGACAGGCGGGUUUCACUGAUGCUUUCUGCCACAGUAACUGGACUUCGGCUUCGGUGUCUUACACAAAGAUACUGUAUGAAGACACAUGAGAGGAUCCUAACGGAGAGGCCACAUUCCUACUCAGCCCUUCACCACAAUAAAACCUUUAUUUAACCUUACACUACAUUUAGUUUUGUUUCAAAAAAUUGUUUGCCAUCUCAGAAAAAUGCUGAGAGUUUGUAUGGCAAAUAUGAAGCGUAGUGACAGCAGAGUUGUCUCUGAGUCUAACUGAAGGUAAACGCAGACGUUAGCAGCUGUGGCUGAGGCAUGUGGACCUACUUUUGCAGCAACUUUUGGGCUAAACUGAACCAUCUCAGAGCUUGUAUCUGUACAACAAAGCUUGCAUAUCAACGGGACAAACAUGACAUCAUGACAGGCUAAUCAGAACUUCUGCCUUUAACUUUGAGCUGGAGCCUGAAUAUUUUGUGUUUAUCGCUGUUGGGAGAAAGACAUGUACAGACAUCUCUCUUUUUUUCUUUCAUCAGAAAUGUAAUAUCUGGAUUAAAUGUUGGAACCUUGUGUGAGGAGGGCAACACAGAGUGAACAAAGACUAGUUAGCUUUUAAUACUCCUGUAACAUCUCAAGUUUCAGGCACACCUCCCUAAGUUGAAAUGCCCCACUAAGUAACAUGAUGUAAGCUCCUCUUAGGUUUCUGUGAGACCAGCCUUGUUUACAUCUUCCCACCAUGUAGGUGAUGCUACACACAGUGUCUGACUAAGCCUGUCACCCGCUGUUAUUCUAUACGUCUUCUGUCUAACAGCUAACAAGACGUUAUUCAAACAGCAUCUCAUCCCAAGGGGAGACAUGAGGCUGUGCGGGACUGUUCUGUUGAACUUUCCCCCAUUCCACUCCUCACUGAGAUCCAGUAGACAUACAGCACAUGCACAAUGUGAAAAGGGGACAUGCGGACUAUGAAAGAUAUAAAAAUGAUGCUAAAUGCUCAGGGAAUAUUAGAAAAAUGUCCCAACAAUCACACAUGAAGCUGAGUUUGCCUCCACAUGGACUCAGGCAGAGCAGCAGGGUCUCUGUCCCACCACCACAGAGGAAGAACACCACAGGUUCCCCGUAUGGAGGUGACCUGACUAGAUUUUGGUGUGCCAUGCUGCAUUAACUUAAAUAUUAAGGAAUUAAAGUAACUUGUCUUGAUGACAAAUUACUAGUAGUGUGAGCUUGUGCUCUUUUCUCCUAGUGGGACAUAAAGCAGUCGAAGUGCUUCUUCUUUAAGGGUUAUUUGGAGCUUUGUAGAUCCACAGUGUAAGCUGGAGUGUUGGUCUUAAAAAACUGAAUUGCACUUUCCCAAGACCAGUGGUUCCCAAAGCUUUCUAUGUCCAGUUAAAAUGUUUGUGAAGAAGCCUUUGGAUGAGUCUGUCAUCAUGAACCUCCUGGAUAUGGAUAAUCACCUUUAUUGGCCAAGUAUGUUACACAAGGAAUUUGUUUCCGGUAUAGAACCGACAGCAGCCA